GAAGAGGAGGAGGAGGUGGAGGAGAAGGAGGAGGAGAAGGAGGAGGAGGAGGAGGAGAAGGAGAUAAAAGAGAAGGAGGAGGAAAAGAAGGAGAAAGGGAAGGAGGAAGAGAAGAAUGAGAAAGCGAAGGAGGAAGAAAAGGGGGACGAAGAGGAAGAGACGGUUGAGGAAGGGGAGAAGGAGAAGAAAAGGGAAGUAACAAAGACGGAGAUCCCAACGAAAGAGCGAACGAGAGAAAUCGAGAUAAAACAAAAUCAAGAGGAAGAAGGUGAAAGGAAAAAAGAGAAAGAGGAUGAGAAAGAAGAAAGAGAGGAAGAAGACGAAACAGAAAGAGAGGAAGAAGACGAAAUAGAAAGAGAGGAAGAGAGUGAGAAAGAAGAGAGUGAGGGAGAAGAUGGAAUGGAAACAGAGGAAGAGGAUGAAGAAGAGGAGGUCCAAACAACGAAGAGGGGAAAGAGAAAGAGAAAAAGAAUUAGAAGAACACGUAAAUCGAGUAUCAAGAGGUACAUGGACGAAGAACCCGAAGCAGGAAUUGUGGCUCGAAAAGGGCGCAGCGUUCGGAGCCUCGCUGUCUUCAUGGAGAGUAAGCUGCAGCUACAGUGUCCAGCUGUGCCCAAGUAUCCUCAGCUGACGUUUGGGAUAAUGGUAGAGAAGGAGGAAGACGAGGAGGAGGAGGACGAGGAGGAGGUGGAGGAGGAGGACGAGGAAGAGGAGGGAAGAAUGGGAGGGAUUGGGGAGGCGCGAGAAAACGGGGAGAAAGAUGGCGUCGUCGGUGCGAUCGGCGCAAAACUCGGUGGAAUUGGAAGUGGACGCGAUAACAGACAGAUUGAUCUGUCGGAGUGUGUGGGCGACGAGUGGCGCUUGAGCGGGGCGAGAUCUUGCUGUCAGGAGAGACACGGAGAACAGGGCGGUGACGAAAAUCAGAUUAUGUUAAUCUGUUCAAAGGAAGAAGGAGAAGAACAGAGCAACUUUGACGAAGAGGAGGAACACCCGAGCGUCGCAGGAGGCACUGACGUCGCGACGGGGAUGGAAACACCGCCAGAAGACGCCAUGAGGGCAGGAGAACGAGCCACACUUGAGGAGGAGGUGCAAGGCCAACGCAGCCGUGAGAGGGAGGUCCUGAAGCCUCCUCCGCUGACGAGGGUUCCACCGCCGAAGCCCCCGAGACUCGACCCGACGCUCCGCAGGGAGGAGGCCGCGGAGUCGAGCCCUGGGGAGUUUCCGGGACUUCGAGGACAAGCGCUUCAGGACGACGAAGAGCGAGGAAGGAGAGAGAAGGAAAGGGAAGGGAAGAUGGAAUAUCGGAAUGACUUCGGGAAGGCAAAGACCGAGGACGUGAAUUGGGGAGAAGAUCGGAGGAAAGAGGACUCGGAAGGACAGGAAGAGGAAAUGGUGGUAAAGGAAGAGGAGGAGUCGGAGAAGAGAGAAGAGCAGAAGGGGGAGAAGAAAAAGGAGGAAGAGAGAGAAAAGAGAGAGAAAGGAUUGGAGGGCGACAAAGAAGAGAACACAGAAAAGAAUGAAGAGGAAACAAAAGAGAAACUGCUAACGGAGGCGACAGAGGAAACCAAACAAUCGAAGAAAGAAGAAACGGAAGAGGAAGGGGGGGCGGCCGGCGGAGUCGAGGAGGCCCGGGGGACAGAAGGCGCGCUCGGCCGGAGGGAGGAGGACGAGGCGGGCUUCCUGGCGAGGCUGCCGAGGCGCGGGGCCAAGAAGAAGAGGCCGCUCGGCGCCACCUUCGCCAGCGCCAGGCGGGGCGCCGGGGAGGCCCCUGCGGCUGCACACGAGGAAGCUUUUUUCCCAGAGGUUUGCGGGCCGAAGAAACCUCCACGACGCAGCCUAUGCGAGGGUUCACUGCGAGGCUUGGAAAAGGAACAAGACCCAUGCCGCGAGCACCAACUGCCGCUAAACUUCUACUGCGCCACCUGCAAGGAGGUCAUCUGCCGGGACUGCACGGUCGUGACGCACCCACACGACCUCCACAGGAUCCUGGACACAGCCGACGCCCUCGCCGCCCUCCGCACCAACGCCCUCAGCCUCCUGCGCCACUACACGCUCGUCCAGUCCUUCCAUGCGGCGCUCUCCUCGGCCCUCGAUAUGUACAUCGCGAACAACCCUUCUAUGACGCACGCCUGCAUGGAGAUCGCCGACCGCCUGAAGAUCGAGAGCGGUGACUACCUGCAGCAGGCGGUGACGGAGGCGGAGGUCCUGGUGGAGAGCGAGGGAAACCUGCACCGCUUCAGCGCGAAGAUCCGGGAGUGGGAGGGCCGCCAGGAGGACUGGGGCGGCGUCGUGUUCCUGGCGCUGAGGUGUCAGCUCCUGGCCGGCUAUAAGUCGGCCAGCGAUAAGGUGUUUCUGAGAAUGGGGGAUUGGGUGAUAGCUACCCCUUGGAUCUAUCUGCGCCACCUUCUAGAACCUUACCUCCCCGAAAAUGGUGCCACAGAUACGGCUAACACUACUCUGCAUGCUAAACAGCCUUCGAAGACCAGCUCCAGGAGUCCAAGUCCCCGGGGGCGCGAGAAAUCUUUCCCCCACGACGCCCGCCAGAUGGUGCUACACAACCUCCUGCCCUACGUCAUCUUCAACCCGGAGAUAAGGUACUUCCUCCAGAUCAGCGACCUGCGCGACACGGAGGUGACGCUGGUGGUGGAGCCCUCCAGCAACCACGUCCGCGAGUACCUGACGCGGCGCCACCACGCGGCCGCGCUCUCGCCCCAGAUGCUGCACAGGACCCGGGCCGGCUUCUCCUUCGCCGACGACGCGCUCAACAUCGUCGAGAAACAGUUCAUGAUGGGGGGGCGUCACAAGUCCCGGCUGGUGGGGUCGUACAUGGCCGUAGAGGGACAGGGGGGCCGAGAGGCAGGGGCCGGCGUGCAGCGGGUCGUCAAGGUCAGCCUCCCCGACGUGACUGUCGUGGACGGGGGGCGGGGCUUCCCCUCCGUCGGCUGCAGGAAGGUCUGCCAAGGGGACGUCCUGCUCGAGCACCAGCUCACGGGCAGACCCGUCCUGAGCGUGGCCUUGAGGGACAUCAGCGAAGUGUCCGCCUUCCACCUCGGCCACGUCACGCGGGGUCUCGACGGCCUCAACUACCUCAUCGAGGCCGAAGAGUACCGCAAAGCCGAGACGUCGGGCCUCCGGGCGAAGAUCCUGGCGACGGUGCGGCGGGAGGAGGAGGCCGUCUACCAGGUCACCCUCGGCAUGGACAUCUGAGUGGCAGCGCUCGGAAAAUACAAAGAUACAUGCGGGAGAGACGAAAAGGGACGAGAAAAUUCUGUCAAGAUAAAAGCACAGGGAGGUACCGAGAUAAAUAUGGGAAAAGGAAGGAAAAUUGCGAGAAUGGGUGAUCUUUCUCAUGUGUAAAUCAUCUCAUAUAAUUAUUAGCUCCUCUUACCCCACACUAAUUGUAAAUGUGUAAAUAUUCACAUUUCCAAGUUAACCUGUCUCCAAAUAAAUUAAUACACACAACUGUAUAAAUAGAGAAGAUUCAGAUGAUGACAUAAUAUAUACAUCCUUUUAUGCUAGCUUAGAGAAAUGCUGAUUGACUAAUAUUAAAAUAUUUGGAAAACUUCAUGCUUUUUCCCUCCCACAAAAUAUGUGCAGCCUACAAUUACUUUUUUCCUUAUGAGCCACAAUCAUCUAUGUCAUAACAGCAUCAUUCCAGAUGGAUUACUUAUUACUGUUUGUUAUGUUUAAACAUCAAAUUUGUCAAAAUUUGUCAAAAGUAGUCAUUUCAAAAAUAAGAAAAUAAGUAAAAAUAAAUAAUAAUAAUAAUGAUGAUGAUGAUAGUAAUUAUAAUAAAAACAUCAAUAAUAAUGAUAACAGCUAUAAUACCAAUAAUAACUAUAAUCAUCAUAAUAAUAAUAGUAACAACAAUUAUCUUUCAUUUUUUCUUGAGGCCUUGACUUUUCUUUUGUGUUGUUACAUUUUAUUCCUAAAGUACCCUGCGGGUUAGUGGCUUAAGGCAUACCUGAUGACUAUUUUACUGUUUUGAAGUUCAAAGCCUCUCUGGUUCUUAAUUAUAGCUAAUACUUCCACUUAUUUCUUAUUAUCAUCUUUAUAGGGUGAAAGUAGAAACAACAAUCUAGUGUGAGAUUGUGAUACAUUAUUACAUCAAAAUAAAAGCAAUAUAUUGAAGUAGGCACACUGUGGGCUGCAAGUUGGCUGCUCCAUGAAAAAAGAAAAAUGAUGAAGGACUAUACAAGAAAGCCCUGAGUGUAGAGAAAAUGCACUUAUGUACAGAUACAAUUUAUAAACAUUUGAUUUAAGAGAAACGGUCUACAUAUACAGGAAAAUUCAUGAUCACUUGAUUUCAGAAAUAUAUAAUGGUCUUGCCUAGCUUAGACAUGUCCAGAGCAAUAUAUUCCUGAAUCAGAGCACUAAAAAUAAGUUAAAAAAAUAAUUCUUACAAUUAAAAUAGAACACAUUUAUCCUAUUAGCUGCUGUACACCUCUUUAGUGGUUAUACACUGAUGUGUUGCUUGAGAACACUUGUUUUUAAAUUUUGUUUUCUGUGUUGUUGUAAUAGUGUCUGCUGUAUUCGGCAUGUUUUUUUUUGUUUGUUUUGUUUUCCAUUAAAUAAUUGGUCAGCCUUUCUGUGCUCCUGACUAUAGGGGCAAGAUCAAGUGUGCAUAAAUGAGGCUCAAGGUUUGGUACAGACUGACUUUGAUUACACUAAGCAAACUCAGAAAAGCUUUCCUUUUCAUUCCUCUCUCUUUGGCCCCGGUUCCACUUGCCAAACACAGCCCUCGGUCUCAAAGCCACCCCAGCCUGCCCAACAACCCAUUUUGGUUCCAAUUACUGCAACAUUCCUCCUGAUAGCACAUCUCAGCUGGCCCCAAAUAAUCUUUCAUGUUGUUAUAACAGCAUAAAAAUACUUAACAAUUUUCCAAGAUGAUCAUAGACUGUAAAUCAUCAUUGCCUGUGAAAGAAUUAUCAGGGUCUCCCUUAGAUCCCCUGAUAAUAUCUCUAAGACAAGUGAAAUCCUGGCU
Molecule: messenger RNA, 4984 nt
Organism: Penaeus indicus
Lineage: Eukaryota; Metazoa; Arthropoda; Malacostraca; Decapoda; Penaeidae
Exons: 8
Coding region: 400-3207 (935 amino acids)
Molecular function (GO): zinc ion binding
Source: RefSeq, a predicted model, not a curated record